GGAGUCCAGAGACAGAGCAGCAUGACUUCUGAGAAAGGUCCUUCAACUGGUGAUGCUACUCUGAGGAGGAGAAUUGAACCCUGGGAAUUUGAAGUCUUCUUUGACCCUGGAAAACUUCGCAAAGAGACCUGUAUGUUCUAUGAAAUCAAGUGGGGCACGAGCCACAAGAUCUGGAGAAACUCCAGCAAAAACACCACCAAUCAUGUUGAAGUGAAUUUUAUAGAAAAAUUUACUGCGGAAAGACAUUUUUGCCCAUCCAUCAGCUGUUCCAUCACCUGGUUCUUGUCCUGGAGUCCUUGUUGGGAAUGUUCCAAGGCUAUCAGAGAAUUUUUGAGUCAACAUCCUAAUAUGAUUCUGGUUAUUUAUACAGCACGGCUUUUUCAGCACAUGGAUCAGCAAAAUCGUCAAGGACUUAGGGACCUCAUUAACAGUGGUGUAACUGUCCAGAUUAUGACAGUCUCAGAAUAUUGUUACUGCUGGAGGAAUUUUGUCAACUACCCACCUAAGGAAGAAACUCACUGGCCCAAAUACCAGCCUCUCUUGAUGAUGCUCUAUGCACUGGAACUCCACUGCAUCAUUCUAAGUCUUCCACCUUGCUUAAAGAUUUCCAGAAGAUGUCAAAAGCAGCUUACAUUUUUCAGCCUUACUCUUCAAAAUUGCCAUUACCAGACGAUUCCACCCCAUAUCCUUUUAUCUACAGGGCUGAUACAGCCUUCUGUGACUUGGAGAUGAAUAAGUUAUUCCUGUAUGUACUGUUUUAAGAACAAGCGGGGCUGGGGAUGUGGCUCAAGCGGUAACAAAUUCGCCUGGCAUG
Messenger RNA from Marmota flaviventris (yellow-bellied marmot), 814 nucleotides. It is a transcript of the gene Apobec1, whose product is annotated as apolipoprotein B mRNA editing enzyme catalytic subunit 1. Gene Ontology annotation, cellular component: nucleus; cytoplasm. Lineage: Eukaryota; Metazoa; Chordata; Mammalia; Rodentia; Sciuridae. Gene Ontology annotation, biological process: cytidine to uridine editing. The record is from RefSeq and is a predicted model, not a curated record. Gene Ontology annotation, molecular function: RNA binding; cytidine deaminase activity; zinc ion binding.